AUGGAACAGAGUUUGAGAGCUGAGAAGAGCAGUGACGUCGGCGGCACCAACGCGACAAGUUCCGGAUCCGACAGCUCAAUCCGACAUGAUGCUUCUGCCGACGCUCGCAUUCGGAGGAAACUCGACAGACAUAUGAUGCCCUUGUUCUUCGUUCUCUACAUGUUAGCCUUCCUUGAUCGAGGGAAUAUUGGCAAUGCGCAAAUCGCAGGCAUGGGAAAGGCGCUUCACUUAAGCAGCAGUGAGUACGCCUGGUUUGCAACCAUUUUCUACAUCACAUAUAUCGUCUUUGAGUUUUCGCUGCUCUUCUGGAAGCUCUAUCCACCGCACCUGGUCGGCGCAAUCGUGGUAUUCGGAUGGGGUCUCAUGGGUACGGUGCAAGCCGCUGCGCAAAAUUGGGGUGGAAUGAUGGCAAUUCGCUUUUUGCUCGGAGCUUUUGAAGCUGCCUAUGCUCCCGGUAUCAUUUAUCUUCUUUCAUUCUUCUACCUCAGACAUGAAGUCGGAUUCCGAUGUGGUCUCUUCGCAUCCGCUGCACCACUUGCGUCCACCUUCGCCGGAGCCCUCGCAUACGGCAUCACAAGCAGCCAAGGUUCUAGUCUCGCCAAUUGGCGCUUGCUCUUCUUGGUCGAGGGCCUUGCGACGGUUGUCAUGGCUCCCGUUGCUUAUUACUUUAUUCCCGAUUCACCAGACAAAGCAAGAUUUCUCAACGCCGAAGAAAAGCAGAUUGUUAAGCGCCGUGCAAUGCGACAAGUUGGGUCAGAACCUAGCGCUCGAAUCGGAGGGUUGAAUGCCAAGGAGUUCCUGCUGACAUUAAUUGACUAUAAGGCAUGGUUUGUAUCCUUGAUGUACUUUGCCGGCAACGUCAGUUACGCCAGUUUACCAGUUUAUCUGCCCAGUAUUUUAAACGCCAUGGGAUAUAGCAGCAUCAAUGCUCAGGGACUCAGCGCGCCGCCAUAUUUCAUCGCCUUCUUGUUUGCCCUCAUCACGACAUACGUGGCUGAUAGAACCCAGCAGCGUGGUCUCAUGCUGAUUUGCACGUCCCUGGUUGGUGGUAUCGGCUACAUUCUCCUGGCAACUGUGCAAACGGUGGGUGUGCGGUACUUUGCAGUAUUUCUCGCCGCAGCCGGGGUUUUCUCGACAAUUCCUAACAUUCUUGCCUGGACGCUGAAUAACCAAGGCUCUGAUACCCGCCGCGGUGCCAAUCUUGUUCUCAUCAACGUUGUUGGACAAUGCGGCUCCGUUUUGUCUUCACGUAUCUAUCCAAUCGAAGAAGGCCCUCGGUUUGUCAAGGGGCAGUCCAUCUGUGCUGCGUUCAUGUUCUUUGCUACGCUGCUUGCCUUCAUUUUGCGAUCUUGCCUGGUGUGGGAAAAUAGAAGACUUGCUCGCAAGUACGAGAAAUCAGACGAGACAAACACCACCGCGGUGGAGAACUACGGACCAAAUUUUCGAUAUGUGCUGUAA
This is a messenger RNA of Pochonia chlamydosporia 170, 1458 nucleotides long. Its product is annotated as MFS transporter. The coding region runs from base 1 to 1458 and encodes 485 amino acids. Gene Ontology annotation, cellular component: membrane. The record is from RefSeq and is a predicted model, not a curated record. NCBI's taxonomy places the organism in Eukaryota, Fungi, Ascomycota, Sordariomycetes, Hypocreales, Clavicipitaceae. The transcript is spliced from 6 exons. Gene Ontology annotation, molecular function: transmembrane transporter activity. Gene Ontology annotation, biological process: transmembrane transport.